AUGUCUACUAGGCUGCCCCAACAGCAUAUUGGACCCGACGGUGCCCCAAUAUCAACUCCCAUUUCUGGGACAUCUCCCAUUUACAAGAAUUAUCACCAUGCAGCCACAUCUAGUGGCAAGGAGGAUGCCGAAAGAAACGCGGAUCAUGUUUUCCAAACUGUUUACGACGAAGUGGCCGCGCCGGAACCGAACAAGAGAGGACUCGCGCUCCUCAUGAUUGUCGUGGCACUGGCUUUGAGCAUGUUCCUUACCAUUGUUGCGACAGCAAUUCCAAGGAUUACGGAUGAAUUCGGUGGAAUUGAUCUGGUAGGUUGGUAUGGUUCAGCCUUUUUUAUCACUUUAGGCGGGUUUCAGGCUGCGUGGGGCAAAGUAUACAAAUACUUUCCGUUAAAGCUAUCUUUCCUGAUCGCAAUUGUGCUUUUCGAGAUUGGAAGCUUAAUUUGCGGUAAGUCAACACUAUACCACCUGCUCCAUAUCCGUAUUCUAUCGACUCACAAAAAUCCGCUGUUAGGAGUUGCACCCAAUAGCCUUGCGCUGAUUAUUGGCCGAGCUAUCACGGGUGUUGGAGGUGCUGGCAUUUCUUCGGGCGCCUUCACCAUCAUUGCAUUUUCUGCUCCUCCAAAACAACGACCUGCGUAUAUCGGAAUUCUCGGCGCCUCAUAUGGAAUUGCAGCGGCUGUAGGGCCGCUUAUUGGCGGAGCUUUUACUAGUCAUGCUACGUGGAGGUGGUGCUUCUAUAUCAACCUGCCGAUCGGAGGUGUCUCGGCGGUGAUCAUCUCUCUGUUCUACACGCCACCUCCUGCAUCUGGGGCGGAAUAUCGCGCCCCUGGGGGGAGUUCCACUGUUAUCGGCACCUUGGUUGGCUUCGCAGCCUUGCUUGGCGCCUAUAUCUUCAUUCAAUGGUGGCAAAAAGAUCGAGCCUCUAUGGUCGGCCGUCUGUUUGAACGGAAUGUGAUUGUUGCGAUGAUCUACAUCGACCUUCUAGCAGGAACAUUCUUCCUCCUGGUCUAUUACCUUCCGAUUUACUUCCAGGUUGUUUCAGGAGUAUCUGCAGCGGAAAGUGGUAUCAGAAACCUGCCCUUGAUCCUCGCGCAGAGUGUUGCAACGGUUUUGUCAGGGGUCGCAUUGAGCAAAUUUGAUCGACCUCUGCCCUUCCUCUUGCUUGGGGCCGGGCUCACAGCUAUCGGGUCCGGGCUACUGUACACAUUGGACAUCGAUUCUUCGGCGGGAGUGUGGGUUGGAUACCAGAUCCUCGCCGGUGUCGGGGUUGGCUGGUGCUUCCAAGUCCCCAUUGUUACUGCGCAAGCAACCGCUGCACCCUCCGAUCUCCCUUCGGUGACUGCUAUGGUACUAACUGUCCAAACGCUCGGUGGCUCUGUCUUCGUCUCUGCGGGGCAGUCCGCUCUUGAUAAUGUCCUGCUGAGAAGUAUUUCAAUACUCCCCGGAAUCGACUCGUCGGGGGUUUUAAGAACAGGCGCUACUGGAUUACGCAAUGCAUUCGGCCCCGAACAGUUGCCAGGAAUAUUAACUGCUUACAUGAAAGGCAUUCGAGCCGCAUUGCUUGUGGCGGUGAUCGCAUCCAGCCUGGCAACUCUCGUUGGUAUGGGAAUUCGGCGGGCAAGGCUUGGUGGGAUUUCGCCAUCUGCUGUACCCGUCUAA
Messenger RNA from Penicillium cosmopolitanum, 1659 nucleotides. Its product is annotated as MDR family MFS transporter. Bases 1 to 1659 code for a protein of 552 amino acids. The record is from RefSeq and is a predicted model, not a curated record. Gene Ontology annotation, biological process: transmembrane transport. Gene Ontology annotation, molecular function: transmembrane transporter activity. The transcript is spliced from 4 exons. NCBI's taxonomy places the organism in Eukaryota, Fungi, Ascomycota, Eurotiomycetes, Eurotiales, Aspergillaceae.